AUGUCUGGCUUUGAUUAUUCAAAGUGGGACCGGCUGGAAAUCAGUGACGAUGAGACCACGUUCCAUCCGAACUUAGACACCGGCCUGAACAUCCGCGUGAACAGAAUAACGAGAGAUAGGAAGGAAGAGGAGAUUGAGAGCGAGAAGAAGAAACUGAUGGAAAAGGGCGAGAAAGAAAAGGCAGAGAAGUUGGAGUCAAAACGGCCUCUGCACGUUAACAACGUCUGCCACGUGGCCGAGGAGCGAACCAUCAUCCAGUCCAGCGACGGGUCUAGAAAAGACAAGCUGAAGAAGGGCGAGGAGUCCUUCAGCGUUGAUGACUACAGCCUCUUCAAAACGGACAACAAGGCCAUUCUGGACAAGUUUGCCAACGCCGAUUGGGAGACGUCCGAAGGUCUCUGCAAAGAGUAUGGGCAGAUCCUCAUGGAUGACUAUGCCAAUAGUUACUUCAUGCUGGCUGCAUUGGAUGCCGAGAUGCGCGGCGACAGGAAAGAGAUGGAGAAGUUGGCGAGACAGGGACAGAUCAUCUCGCAGAUCCAUCAGCUUGCUGAGCCCAUGCGGCGGCCAGCGCGAGAUCUGGUGCCGCGAUUCUUUGAGAAGUUCCGCAACGACGCCUCCAGAGCAGCGUUUCAGGAGGGCGUGGAUCACUUCAAAAAGCAUCUGAUCCAGAGAGCCAUUGUCAAAAAGCAGGAGGAGGCCGAGGAAGCGAAAAAAGCGCCUCCAGCAGAAGUGGCCGAAGAGGACAUGGAGCCCGUGUCGCUCGUGGAGGCCAUGUACAGCAUGACGCCGGAGGAGCGGAUGGGGCCUGGAGGCCUUGAUCCCAUAGAGGUCUUCGAAAGCCUGCCAGAAACUUUGCAGGAGUGCUUCAAGACCGGAGAUGUGGAGAUGCUCAAGCAGGUGGCACAGAACAUGGAGCCCAAGGACUUCGAGCACCAUUUUCAGCGCUGCAUUGAUGCAGGUCUGUGGAGCCGAGGGUGA
Molecule: messenger RNA, 978 nt
Organism: Symbiodinium pilosum
Lineage: Eukaryota; Dinophyceae; Suessiales; Symbiodiniaceae
Source: the annotation of a GenBank genome assembly